AAGAGAGAGUGUGUCUAAGUGUAUGUUUAUGUGCACGCGCUUUCUCCUCUUCCUCCUCCUCCUCUGUACUUGCACUUGCACUUGGGUAUUAACCGGCUCGCGCGUGUUAGCAGCACGACUAGGCGAAGAAGGCACUUAUGUGUUUGUGUUUUUUUCCUCUUUUUUUUUUUAAUAAAGCUGGUCAGCACAAUGACGUCACAACUCCAGACUGUCCGCACGGUGCUGUUUGUGUUUAUGUGUUGUGAUGUUGGUACGGGCUUUAACCUGGACUCGCGCUUUGCGGUGGUAAAGGAAGGACACACACCCGGAAGCCUGUUCGGACUGUCAGUGGCGAUGCACCGGCAAACCAAGGGGCUCCAGCGUUACCUACUGUUGGUUGGCGCACCACAGGAGAAAGCGGAGCCUACGUUGCGGGCGAAUCAGACAGGAGACAUGUAUGCUUGCCCGAUCACGUCUGACCCUAAAGAUUGCAUACGGGCAAACCUUAUCAGCUCAGACAGUGUGGAUGCAGAGGAUUAUAUAGAGGGGAUGUGGCUCGGAGUGUCAGUAGUCAGUCAAAGUUCACAGAACGGGAGAGUGAUGGCUUGUGGUCAUCGCUACAGCAGGAGCAUGGACAAUGGUGUGAACCUGCGCAUGAUUGGAAAGUGUUAUAUCCGGGGGAACGACCUGAGAUAUGAUGAAGCAGAUGAUAACCAGUGGCAGUACCGCCAGGAGGUGUGUAGUCCUAAUGGUGACCAACUUUCGGAAGGGAUGUGUAAUAUGGGCAUCUCUGCCACCAUGACAGAAACCGAGGUGAUUGCUGGAGCUCCAGGCUGCUUUAACUGGCAAGGUAAUUCAUUCGUGGUUUAUAGGAACCCGACAGACGAGUUUGAUACUCAGAUCAUCAAACUUAAAGACAUGAAGACUGGAAACAUCUACAUUGGUUACUCCGUCGGAAAAGACAAAGGAAUACUGAAAAAAAAUGUGGACACAAUUGUGGCUGGAGCGCCACGAUAUAACAGUACGGGUUCGGUGAUACUCAUGAAGAUAAUUAACAAGGAUGAUGGCAGCAAUAGAGAGCUGCAGGAUUUGAAUUUAGCACUGCAUGGUGAACAGGUCGGCUCUUACUUUGGAAACAGUAUCGCUAUUGUCGACAUCAAUAAUGACGGAUGGAAGGAGCUAAUCGUUGGAGCGCCGUUUUAUUUCAACCGUAGGAAAGAGGAGGGCGGGGCUGUGUAUGUGUUCAUGAAUGAAAACGGCUCAUUCAAGCCCAAAACAGAUCUGAUGUUCAUGGGACCAAGCGACUCAGGUUUCGGCAUGGCCGUGUCUUCCAUCGGGGAUGUCAACCAGGAUGGUUUCCAGGAUUUUGCAGUCGGAGCGCCGUAUCACGACUCGGGCAGAGUGUAUGUGUGGAUGGGGGGAAAGGAUGGAGUUUCAGCCAAACCAAAUCAGGUGAUUGAAGGCAAGGACGUGCAUAAUGGUGGUUUCAAGACGUUCGGUUACUCCAUCAGCGGUGGUCUGGAUGUGGAUGAUAAUAAAUAUCCAGAUAUUGUGGUUGGGUCUCUGGACGAUCGAGUGGCUUUACUACGAGCCCGUCCUGUCAUUCACGUGCAAAAAACUUUAUCUGUGACGCCCCCCCUGGUUGACCCACUUAACUGCAAUUCCUGCAUUCAGGUGGAGGUGUGUUUCUCUUACGCAAUCAGUACAGGACAGCCAAAUUUUCAAGAGGACGUUACUAUAAAGUACACAGUGCUGGCUGAUGUGCUGCACCGCUUGUCUCAAACUCGCGUCCGCUUUAUUGACAAUGAUAAAGAUGCCUACAGUGGGCUACUAUCGAUUAAAUCACAGCGUUGCGAGACGAAGACACUUAAAGUGAUAUCUGUCCGUGAUAAAGUGACCCCUGUAGUGUUCUCCUUGAACGCAUCGAUCUUCGAGCCUCAGAUUAACAGAGUUCAGGGGCAGCUACAGAGCCUGAACUUGUUUCCCGUACUCAGUCAGGGGCAAACACUCACCGAGAAAGCGGAGAUUAACUUUCAGAAAGCAUGCGGAUCUGAUAACCAGUGUGACAGUAACCUGCAGAUGACUGCCACAUUUGCCACUAGCCAACAAGUCCUCCCUGUUCAGGAUGGUCACCAGGUGCUGCAGUAUUACGGCAACAUAAGACUGAAUCUUCUUGUUAAUGUCACAAAUUUUCCAUCUCCGGGCCGAUUAGCUGAAGAUGCUCACAACACUGAGUUGAAUGUCUCCACUUCUUCAUCAUUGAUCUACUCUGGCGUCAGAACCGAGGACAAGUUUUCUUUAGUUGUUUGCACUCCUUACAACAAUUCCAUCCUGUGCGAGUUGGGAAAUCCGUUAGGUGCUAAUCAGAUGACCAGCUUUGUGAUCACCUUCGAGAUAUCGACGAUCACUCUCGACACAGACACGAUCACUUCAACACUGCAGCUGUCCACACUGAGCAGGCAGGACGACCUAAUGCCGUUGACCAAAAUGCUGCUAGUGGACUAUACAUUAAAGACCUCAUUUCUAGUUACUCCUUCCCGAGUUCAGACAGAGUUCAGUGGCAAUGUUAUUGGCGAAUCAGCUAUAAAGAGCACCAGCGAAAUUGGCAGUCCGGUGGAGUUCAAAUUUAAGGUGACUACAGAAAUGUCACAGGGCCGUCCCUAUGUGCUCUAUGUGGAAUUUAAUUGGCCGUUGGAGGUGGCGAAUGGAAAGUGGCUCCUGUAUCUGGAGGAAAUUACAAUGACUGGAACUUCAGAGUCUUCGUGUAAUCCCCCAGGAGACAUCGUCAACCCACAAAAGUUCCAGGUGCCAGGGAGAAACAGUCGGAGAAAGAGAGAGGAACCUUCUGUGGCUCACUUAGAAGCUUUGUCUUCUCUGAACCUGAAGAGCGGCCGCAGGAAAACUGACCAUCUGAACUGUACAUCAGGCACCGCAAACUGUAAAACCUUCAGCUGUUUCUUACGCAACAUGACGAAAGAAGCGGAGGUGACGGUGCGGGCAAGGCUGUGGAACGGCACCAUGUUGGAGGAUUACAACAAAGCUUCACUGAUUAUUAUUAUGGGAGAGGCAACACUUAAACUCCAGACAAACAGAUCAACCAUCCAUCUGGACAGUAAAACCAGUAACGUGACGUUCUCUGUGGAGGUGACUCCUGCCAUUCAGGAUGAGGUCGAAUAUAAAGUUCCGCUGUGGAUCAUUAUUGUCUCGGCUCUAGCCGGAGUGCUCCUGCUCGCCCUCAUCGUCGUGCUCCUGUGGAAGUGCGGGUUUUUCCGGAGAGCGAACACUAGAGAGAUUUAUGAGGCGAAGUCACAGAAGGCUCAGAUGAAGACACAGCCGUCUGAGAAAGACAAACUAACCGAGGAGGAAUGAUGAUCAUGCAGACUAGAUUACUGUAUUACUGGUGUGGGUUCUUCAGGCAAGCGCUUUAUUUUCGGACCAUGCCCAAAUACCAUGGGGUGAAGACCUGUAAGGAGCAGCGCUUCCUCAUUGACGACGCUAACAAAAAAAAGCACUGGAUUACAAACUGGACCGACACACAACAAUGACUUCACACACACUUAUGCACACACACACACACACACACACAUACAUAC
Clarias gariepinus (North African catfish) is the source of this 3572-nucleotide messenger RNA. RefSeq names its product integrin, alpha 3a (gene itga3a). Bases 190 to 3348 code for a protein of 1052 amino acids. Gene Ontology annotation, molecular function: integrin binding. The transcript is spliced from 26 exons. The record is from RefSeq and is a predicted model, not a curated record. Lineage: Eukaryota; Metazoa; Chordata; Actinopteri; Siluriformes; Clariidae. Gene Ontology annotation, biological process: cell-matrix adhesion; integrin-mediated signaling pathway; cell adhesion mediated by integrin. Gene Ontology annotation, cellular component: integrin complex; external side of plasma membrane.